Molecule: messenger RNA, 786 nt
Organism: Heterobasidion irregulare TC 32-1
Lineage: Eukaryota; Fungi; Basidiomycota; Agaricomycetes; Russulales; Bondarzewiaceae
Exons: 3
Coding region: 1-786 (261 amino acids)
Source: RefSeq, a predicted model, not a curated record
AUGGGCAGAAGAGGAGCCCCAGGAAGGUGGUGGACCGCUAUCGGCUCUACCUUCCACGGACCUAGACGAAGAUGGAGUAUACCUCGUCAGGUAUCUGGAGAUAGGGCAACUAGAAGCCCUGGAGAAGGAUACGACAUCCAUCGCGUGGAAACCUCCGUCGCCAAUACACCGGCACGCAAGGCGGAGCCUGCCAAGGCAGCGAUAGGCAAGCAAACGAAGCACACCAAUUCACAGAAAUUGGCAGAAGAGGCCUCGAAAGGAAAACCCGAAUUAUCCUUCGAGGAAAUCGUACCCAAAGUAUACUGGAGUUAUAGGAAGGUUUUCGAAGGCCGAAAACCUGGGAAACUACCUCCCAAACGACCAUGGGACCACAAGAUCGAACUCAAGGACGACAUGGAACACUCGCUCAGGCCGAAACUUUACAGCCUCAGUCCCAUGGAGCAAGAGGAACUCAAGAAAUUCAUCGACGAAAGUCUCAAGAAGGGAUUCAUCAGGGAAUCCAAGUCGCACAUGGCAUCACCGUUCUUCUUUAUCAAGAAGAAAAAUGGAAAGCUACGGCCGGUAAUGGACUACCGGAAGCUUAACGAAAUAACGAUCAAGAACAAGUACCCUCUCCCGAUCAUUCAAGAGUUAUUGGACCUCUUAACGGAGGCGGAGUACUUCUCGCUGGUGGACAUCGACACCGGGUACAACAACAUCCUCAUCGACGAAAAGGAUGUCCACAAGGCAGCGACGAGUGGCCAUCUACAUGGACGACAUCUUGGUGUUCUCAAAGACUAUGGAUGA